Molecule: messenger RNA, 2741 nt
Organism: Lolium rigidum
Lineage: Eukaryota; Viridiplantae; Streptophyta; Magnoliopsida; Poales; Poaceae
Product: probable galactinol--sucrose galactosyltransferase 1
Exons: 12
Coding region: 111-2360 (749 amino acids)
Source: RefSeq, a predicted model, not a curated record
CACAACUGCCACAGCCCACAGCCGCGGCGCCACAUAUCUCUCCUUCGGCCAACCCGGCGAGCCGCCGCCGUUGUUUUUUUCCAUUCAAUUUGAUCCGACUUCGGAAGAAGAUGACGGUGGGAGCCGGGAUCGCGGUCCAGGAAGACGGCAGCCUGGUGGCGCUGGGGGCCACGGUCCUGACGGAGGUGCGCGACAAUGUGCUCGUCACGCCGGCAGCCGGGGGCGGGAUGCUCGACGGCGCCUUCCUCGGCGUUCGGUCCGCUCCCGCCGGCAGCCGCAGCGUCUUCCCCGUCGGGAAGCUCAGGGACCUACGAUUCAUGUGCACGUUCAGGUUCAAGAUGUGGUGGAUGACGCAGAGGAUGGGCUCGUCGGGCCGUGACAUUCCCGUCGAGACGCAGUUCUUGAUCGUCGAGGCCGCCGACGGUGCCGGGGACGAGCAAUCCGCGGUGUACACCGUCUUCCUCCCAAUCCUGGAGGGCUCAUUCCGUGCUGUCCUCCAGGGGAACGAAGAUGACGAGCUGGAAAUCUGUUUGGAGAGUGGUGAUCCAGCUGUGGAAUCAUUUGAAGGCACCCAUCUAGUUUACGUCGGUGCGGGAUCGGAUCCGUUUGAGGUCAUCACAAACGCUGUCAAAGCUGUUGAGAGGCACUUGCAGACAUUCUCUCACAGGGAAAAAAAGAAGAUGCCAGACAUGCUAAACUGGUUUGGCUGGUGCACAUGGGAUGCAUUUUACACUGAUGUGACAUCUGAAGGAGUUAAGGAAGGACUACAGAGUUUGGAAAAGGGUGGAGUAGCUCCUAAGUUUGUCAUAAUCGAUGACGGAUGGCAAUCGGUCAGUAUGGAUCCAGCAGGAAAAGCAUGUAUAACUGAUAAUGCAGCCAACUUCGCAAACAGAUUAUACAAUAUCAAGGAGAACCACAAAUUUCAGAAGAAUGGAAGGAAGGGUCACAGGGAAGAUGAUCCGGCAAAUGGCCUCGCCCAUAUUGUCAGUGAAAUCAAGGGGAAACAUGAGCUCAAGUAUGUUUAUGUAUGGCAUGCGAUCACUGGGUACUGGGGUGGAGUAAGACCCAGCGCUGAUGGGAUGGAGCAUUAUCAAUCCAAGAUGCAAUAUCCUGUCUCAUCACCAGGAGUUCAGAAGAAUGAACCAUGUUUGUUCAUGGACAACAUAGCAGCAAACGGCCUUGGCCUUGUGAACCCUGACAAAAUAUUCAGCUUCUACAAUGAGCUCCACUCGUACCUCGCGUCUGCUGGUAUCGACGGCGUGAAAGUAGAUGUGCAAAACGUUCUCGAGGCCUUAGGUGCUGGUCAUGGUGGAAGGGUGCUUUUGGCUAGGAAGUAUCAGCAAGCUCUAGAAGCUUCCAUUGCUAGAAAUUUCCGUGACAACGACAUAAUAUCAUGCAUGAGUCACAACACUGAUAACUUAUACAGUUCGAAAAGAAGCGCAGUAGUGAGAGCCUCAGAUGAUUUCUGGCCUAGGGACCCGGCUUCACAUACCAUACACAUUGCAGCUGUCGCCUACAAUACCGUGUUCGUUGGAGAGUUCAUGCAACCAGAUUGGGACAUGUUCCAUAGCGUCCACCCCAUGGCGGAAUACCACGCCGCGGCACGAGCAGUGGGCGGUUGCGCAAUAUACGUCAGUGACAAACCCGGAAACCAUGACUUCGAUCUGCUGAGGAAGCUCGUGCUUCCUGAUGGAUCGAUCCUGCGAGCCAAGCUCCCCGGGAGACCGACCAGAGACUGCCUGUUCUCCGAUCCUACAAGGGAUGGCAAAAGCAUUCUCAAGAUCUGGAACCUGAACGCGCACUCGGGCGUGAUCGGCGCCUUCAACUGCCAGGGCGCCGGCUGGUGCCGAGCAGGAAAGAAGAACAUCAUCCACGACCUGCAGCCCGGGACGAUCACCGGGGCCGUCCGGGGGCAGGACGUGAGCCGUCUUCCGGAGGUCGCCGGCGACGGCUGGAACGGCGACGUGAUCGUCUACUCGCAUGUAGCAGGAGAGGUGACCGUCCUGCCGAAAGACGUCGUGUUGCCGGUGACGCUGAGGCCGCGCGAGUACGAGGUCUUCACCGUGGUGCCCCUCAAGCGGCUGCCGACCGGCGCCUCCUUCGCGCCGAUCGGCCUGAUCGGGAUGUUCAACUCCGGUGGGGCGGUGACAGGGGUGAGCGACGGUGACGAUGGCGGCGUCGAGGUUAAAGUGCGGGGCGCAGGCACGGUGGGAGCCUAUUCCUCAGCGAGGCCGAAGAGCGUGGCUGUGGAUUCCGAGGCGGUCGAUUUCUCCUACCACGACGGCACCGGCCUGGUCACCUUUGAAGUCGGCGUGCCGGAGCGGGAACUCUACUCGUGGACUGUCUCGAUAGAGUACUGAGACCUGAUGCUUGGGGUGUGGCAGACUGACGGGAAAGGGAUGGGAAAAUAAUUCUAUGGGACCUGACUACAUGAGAAGUUCAGACGAAGGAUCUGAACGUUUCUGAAGAACAAAAGAUGGAUUAUGACUUCUGAGAAUUUCAUGGUCGUAUACUAAUGGGAGAACGGCCGUGUACUCUCAAAAUAGCGAAGACACUAAGCCUGCCUUGGUGGAGCUGUGCUGUUUUGUUCUUGCAGAGGUUGCAUUGUGUUGCUUGUGAUUUGUUUUAGGGUAUUUGACAAUUGACAUGUGCACUGAGAGAAAUAAGAGGACAUAGUGGACACUAAACAUUGUGUAUGAAUCGGAGGUUAAGUGAAAAGAUUGAUUAAAUGGUGGUUUUUA